Vicia faba (fava bean) is the source of this 1536-nucleotide messenger RNA. The record is from the annotation of a GenBank genome assembly. Lineage: Eukaryota; Viridiplantae; Streptophyta; Magnoliopsida; Fabales; Fabaceae.
AUGAACGAGAAAGAGAGUUUGUUUUCUUCAACAAGUGAUUGGAUGAGAAUACCAGUUUUAACUUUCUUCAAAGAUGCUAGAUUAGUAUUUAAAUCAGAUAGUCUUGGUAGGGAGAUACUGUCAAUUGCAUUGCCUGCUGCAAUGGCUUUGACAGCUGACCCUAUUGCUUCACUUGUUGACACUGCAUUCAUUGGCCAAAUAGGUCCAGUGGAGCUUGCUGCUGUAGGAGUUUCCAUAGCUCUCUUCAAUCAAGCAUCGCGAAUUGCAAUAUUUCCACUUGUUAGUGUCACAACCUCUUUUGUGGCAGAGGAAGAUACCCUCAGUGGAGUGAACUCGCAGGUAGAAGAGAACGGAUGCUUGGAAGCCGCGACACCUCCGGAUGCUGAAACCAAAGAGUUCUUACCGCAGAAAAAUUUGAAUGCUGAAAGCUUUAACUUAGUUAAGAAUGUUGAACAUAAGAGAAGGCAUAUUCCUUCAGCUUCGUCGGCGUUGUUUAUUGGAGGUAUCCUUGGAAUCAUCCAGGCAAUAUUACUUAUUUCUGCAGCAAAACCUUUAUUGAGCUUCAUGGGAGUAACUUCUGAUUCUCCUAUGCUACAUCCUGCACAGCAAUACCUGAAAUUGAGGUCUCUUGGUGCUCCUGCGGUUCUUCUUUCAUUAGCAAUGCAGGGAGUUUUUCGAGGAUUUAAAGACACGAAAACUCCUUUAUAUGCCACUGUGGCAGGAGACGCGACCAACAUAGCAUUAGAUCCUCUAUUCAUCUUUGUUUUCCGAAUGGGUGUCACUGGUGCAGCCAUUGCACAUGUUAUAUCUCAGUAUCUAAUUUCAGCUAUACUCUUGUGGAGUUUGAUGAAACAAGUUGAUCUUAUACCUCCGAGCAUGAAGCAUCUUCAAUUUGACCGAUUUCUAAAAAAUGGUUUUCUGUUACUAAUGAGAGUCAUUGCUGUAACAUUCUGCGUGACACUCGCCGCAUCAUUAGCUGCACGCCACGGAUCAACAUCUAUGGCAGCAUUUCAAGUCUGUCUGCAGGUUUGGUUGGCAGUGUCUCUUCUUGCUGACGGUUUGGCUGUUGCCGGGCAGGCCAUUCUCGCAGGUGCAUUUGCUAACAAGGACUAUGACAAGGCCACAGCAACUGCAUCUCGAGUAUUGCAGAUGGGUUUAGUUCUAGGAGCGGCACUUGCAUUCAUUCUUGGAACAGGACUGCACUUUGGAGCUAAAGUUUUUACAAAAGACGCGAAUGUCCUCCGUCUCAUUAGAAUUGGGAUACCGUUUGUUGCACUCACUCAGCCCCUAAACUCUUUGGCAUUUGUAUUUGAUGGUGUCAACUUUGGUGCAUCUGAUUUUGCAUAUUCAGCCUUCUCAAUGGUCAUAGUGGCAAUUAUUAGCAUAAUUUGUCUACUUAUUUUGUCAUCUUCUGCUGGAUUCGUUGGAAUUUGGAUUGCUUUGACCAUCUAUAUGAGUCUAAGAGCAUUUGCUGGCUUCUUGAGGAUUGGAACUGGAUCAGGACCAUGGGAAUUCCUUAGGAGCCAACCACAUUAG